This is a messenger RNA of Octopus bimaculoides (California two-spot octopus), 8013 nucleotides long. RefSeq lists its product as uncharacterized. Gene Ontology annotation, molecular function: cysteine-type endopeptidase activity; protein-phosphatidylethanolamide deconjugating activity. Gene Ontology annotation, biological process: protein delipidation; autophagosome assembly; C-terminal protein lipidation. Lineage: Eukaryota; Metazoa; Mollusca; Cephalopoda; Octopoda; Octopodidae. Gene Ontology annotation, cellular component: cytoplasm. The record is from RefSeq and is a predicted model, not a curated record.
CUUUGUGAUUGAUAGUGUGAGUGAGUGCGUGCGUGUGUGUCAAAUCAGAAAUAGUGUUCGUGCUUUAACACUACGAGCGGUGCUAGUUGCCCUUUCUCGUAUGUGUGUAUGUCAUAGAGUGGUUUCUUCUUUACAACCGCUCUGAUAAAUUGCAACUAAUGUUUAUUUUACAAAGGAAGUAUCCACGUUCUGCUUCUUAUUAAGACUACAACAGAGGAAGAAGAAGCAGAGGAAGCAUAAGCAUUGUAGUUGAAUUACAAAGAAGAAGUCUUACGUACUGCGGCGCCAUGGUUGAAUCAUUGCUGGGACAAUGACAGAUAACAAUGCUGCUUUAUCCUCUUCCCGAACCGCAGCAAGAACACUAACAGCCGCCACUGGCACUACGGUUGUAGUUCGUAACACUACUGCAACUAUCUACACUGCUGGUAAUACUGGACUCGGGACGUCUGGACCCUGUUCGCCCCUAAGACAUUUGUCGUCUUCGCCUUUACCUUCACCUACAUCAACGAGGCAGAAGGCUAUUAAAGAAGGUGCUGAUUGCGGCGUUUACAAUACAGAUCAGCAUCGAGAACUACCGCAACAGCUGCAGAAGAAGAAAAAGAAACAGAUGCAAACACCAGCGCCUGAGCAAGAUGUCUCACUACAUAAUCACAUCCCCCGUCAUCGUUCCCAACAUCAUCAGCAUCACCACUCUUCGUCACCUGUUCCCAAGGAAGCGACGGAUGCGUCUACUCUUGACUAUGUUUCCAGCUGCCCUGCACAGAGUAAAAAAUAUAUUAGUCGAAUGUCGUCUCAUCAUUGCCAACAAGGUAAAGCCUAUCAUGGCACUGGAGUGACCGACACGGAUGAAAUACCCGAACUGGUUCGAAAUCCACUGUCGUUUGAUUCUCCGACGUCAUCUGUGGAGGUUUCCCCGAGGCAUACCCCUUCUUCGACUAAACGCAUUCUUCCAUCAGUUCCAUCCUCACCCCACCAACACCGCCCUCAUCGUCACCGAUCGAACAGUGGACAAAGUAGUCGAUCGUCUUCAUCAUCCCCUUCUCGUCAUAAUACAGCUGUCUCGAGCAGUCCUCCUGGCAGCGCAAGCGAUAUUGCUAAAGGAAGUCACAAGAAAAUUCUGCCUCCAUCUCCCAUAGUCAUUGAUUCUCAUGUUCGAAGUACAAGGAAAAAAGUGGAUGGAGGUAGUGGCAAUGUUAAGUCUGCACCGGUCUUCCCCAGUCCAGCCCCUUUUGUCACCGAACGUUCAAUUUCAUGUCCAUCUCCAUCAUCUAGUGGACCAGGCAGCCCGGCCCGUGCUACGCCAGCAUCACCAUAUCUGGAUACCAGAAGGAAAGAUGAUAUCGUGCUCCCUCCAACCAGGUCAUCAGCUGCAGCCCGAGCCCGUUCCAAUAAGCAAUCUUGUAAUGUCACAUCAUCAUCAUCAACAACAACUACAGCUAACACUACGGUUAAUGCUACCGUUACAAGUAGCAAAAUCACCAACUACAAAAAUAUUGUGGAAGCUGAUAAACACAGAUCUUAUUUACCGUCGGAUCAAAAACCUCCGAAUGAUUUAACUUCCUAUACUCGUGGGACCACAUCAUUCAGUAAUGUUGCCGGAGACGGGCUUCCUAAACCGUCUGGGGAGACGAAACACAGAUCUUCCUCAAGCGAUAAACAUAACUUAAGUAACAUUGAUAAUAGUUUUAUUCAAAACUUUUAUAAAACGAACCAAAAACUUGUUCAAUUAAGGGAUUCUCAACCUACAUAUAGGAUUUCAAGUAAGCACAGAGUCGGCCACGAUAUCGCUGCUGAUAUUCGAAGUGGUUACAACACUAGUCCUAUUCUUAGAAAUACUGACACUAGUAGCAAUAGAAAACACACAAACUACAGCCACACUCUUGGUAGUAACACCGCGUAUACUGAUUACAAAGGUAACUACAGUAGUUUUAGUAAAGAUAGUGGCUAUGGUAGCGCCGGUAACACGAGCGAUUAUGGAAGUUAUUCAAGUAAAUCCAGCAGUCACAAUAGAGGAAAAGUCAAAAGCCAUGACAAAAAAAUGAAAGGUUCCAGUGAAGAGGUGUUCUGUGUGGAAGAAAAACCCAACCGCCCUUCUUCCAAAGAACAUGUCUACUAUACAGCUGACCGACCGAGUCGUAGUAAGAUACCUACAAGUAGUGGGAGCAGCCACCGUGCCAGUAGUGUACCUGCCCGACGUUCUAUGUCAGUUAGUGAAUUUGCAAGUACUUCAAUAGACCCCUCGCCUAGUAAUGGCCAAUCUGAAGGGGAAAACCUUGAAAAAGUCAAAUCAAAACUCAUGUCUAUGUGGAACAAUGUAAAAUAUGGUUGGACGUUGAACCGAAAGACAAGUUUUCGCUAUGACAGCCCUAUUUUCCUCCUUGGAGAACAUUAUCAUAGACGACAUGAUGAUGAAGUUGAUGGCAAAGGCAAAGAGAUUGGUCAGAGUAAUCGUGUGAACAAUAUGGAGCUGUUUAAAAUGGAUUUUGCAAGUCGACUAUGGUUUACAUAUCGGCGUGACUUUGAACCUUUUAAGGGCACUAAGUUCACAACAGAUUGUGGGUGGGGUUGUAUGAUACGGUCUGGGCAGAUGAUGUUAGCACAAGGAUUUAUUACACAUUUUUUUGGCAGAGGUUGGCGGCUUCAGCAUCGGGAUAAAGACCUGAAUGUUUACCGCCAGAUUAUUAAAUGGUUUGCAGACUACCAACAGUGCCCCUUCUCUGUACAUCAGCUAGUGGAUAUUGGCUCAACUCUAGGACGGAAGCCUGGAGAAUGGUAUGGGCCAGCCACUGUAGCUACAAUGCUGAGAUUGGCAAUGGAGAAGAGUUAUGAGUGCCAACCUGUUCUAAGGGAGAUGUGCGUGUAUGUAGCUGCCGACUGCACUGUUUAUUUACAAGACGUAGCAGAUUUAUGUAUGUCUGGCAACAACAACACUUUGUUGAAGGUGCCUAACGACAGCGAUGGAAAUGAAGGGAACCAUGAAGUGCCUGAGCCUGAUUCUGGCAACCGCUGGAAACGGGCAGUGGUGGUCCUUAUUCCUGUUCGUCUUGGUGGAGAAACCCUUAACUCUGUGUACAUUCCAUGCCUUCAGAGUCUGCUUGCAGAAGAACAUUGUAUCGGUAUUAUUGGUGGAAAACCAAAGCACUCUCUCUACUUUGUUGGUUGGCAGGAUAAAAAGUUGAUAUACUUUGAUCCUCACUAUUGCCAAGACAACAUUGAUGUGAUGUCUGGAGAUUUCCCAUUUUCAUCAUUCCAUUGCACAACCCCAAGGAAACUUCCAUUUGAAGACAUGGACCCCAGCUGCACCAUAGGAUUUUAUUGUCGCAACCAAGGAGAAUUUGAAAAAUUUGUAACCCAAAGCAAAGAUCUGAAACAAAAAGGACUCUAUCCAGCAUUUGCAUUUGUUGAUGGCCGAAGUGGUGACUUACAAAUGGACAAAUUAGAAUUAAAUGAAGAACGCUACCUCCGUAUCCGUUAUGUUGACCAAGAUGGCAAACUAAAGCAGCCGACCAGUGAAAGUGAUGACUUUGUUGUCCUAUGAAUAAGGAAUGACAUCAUCACCGACCAGAACGAUAACAGUGUUUCCUACACUGUUUCAGUCUCUAGAAAUAUUUGUUAGUAUUUAUAAAUCAUUGUCAGUUUGGUAGGCACCAAAAUUUACCAUUUUUAUGUUCUUUAUGAAAAAAUAUGUCCCCACGUGUUUUUUUUGUUUUUUUGGCAAUUUGUUUGUUUGUGUUUAUAUUCCAUCCUUAUACCGAGAGCUAAACUGCUCUGUUAUUGCUAUAUCCCACCUGUCAUUUAUUGAUUCCUUCUUCAUUAAAAUCUUGGUUCCUUGUUCUAUAGUCAUUUCAAAUUUCAUUUCUUUCAUCUUUCUUUUGCUACCCACUAAGCUCUUUUCAGUUCCUUAAUUAUCACCUUACUUCCUUACUUGAUGUUAGACUUACUUUCCUCUUCCUUUUGUUACUAAUUCCUCCCACAUCUCCCUUGCCAUAUUCCAUCAUCCCUUUCAAUUAUUUCCUUGUUAUUGCUACCUCUUUCUCAUUUGCUCAUCAUUGAUCUUAUCCCCCUUCCUUGUCUCAAACCUCAUCUUUACUCCAUCCAGUUUCCUCCGUUGUAGGCCCUAGCUUCCAUCUGUCACUGUUUCUCCCCUACCCAACCUUAUUCAGUAUCCUCAACUUCUUUAUUCCCUAUGCCUCGCCUACCUCUUCUUUACCUCAGUAUUCACUUCUGUCUUUUGUUGAUUGCCUGAUGCAUCAGUUUCUCUCAUUCUUUCUCACUGUGAAUAAUUUGAAUCCUAUUCUCCCAAAUCAAACAUAUAUCAAUGUCAACAAAUAAACAUCACUAUUCAUCUACAGCAGCAACACUACAACCACCACCACCACCAGCAAUGCUAGAGGUCUAAGACUUGCAUGAGCAUGCAUGCUACACAAGGAAAGCUAAAAACCUUUUCACCCCACAGUAAAGCCUUCAAUGUACACCACAUUAAUAAUAUAUAUUCUCAAAUGUUAGCAGACUACUCAAAAUUUUGCUCUAAACUGGACUGUUCAAGACUAUUGUGAACUAACACAAAUGGUCCUGCUGAGGGCAAAACUGAGCCAAUUAUCAGCUUUUAACCUAAACAUAUCUAUUCACUCUACCUAGCAAAUAGUGUCUGAACUAUGUAAAACAUGUAUUUAAUAUAUUUUGCAAUUCUUACACUAUGAUACACACAAACAUAUAUAUAGGGUUAUUAUAAAGUUCUUAAGCAAUUUUAAAUAUGUAUAACUUCAGUUCUACAUAUCAUAUAAUUUAUCUGUGAAAAACGGUUAAGUGAAAGAAAGCAUUACAUUUUUAAUCGAUUUAUUCUUAAAAGUGUUCAUUUUCAACAUGUCCACUAUCAUUUCAGUUCUGAAGUUCUAAAAAUAUGUUUGAAUCACAUAAAUUAUCCUAGCACCCAGGUCAUCUAUCAAGUGAACUUUAAUUAAAUAAACAAUAGCCUUUACAUGUUCCUAUAAAAUAAAGUGAAGUAACUAUUAAACAUUUUUUCAAAAAUUAAAUAAUUUUAAUGAAUUUUUAAUUGAUAGCAAUAAAAUUACUUCAUUUAGCUUUUAAAUGUUUUUUACAUAUUAAACUCUAUCAUUUGCAGCAUCGAAGUUAUAAGAAUUUAGGAUAAUAUCAAAUUGUACAUUAUAGUUACUCUGUAUGUAUCUCUCUCUACCUAUAUAUCUAUAUAUAUAUAUAUAUAUAAAUAAAUAAGUAUGUAUAUUUAUGUGUGUGUAGCAUCCAGCUAUGGAAACCAUGUCAAAUCAGACUGAAGUCUGGUGCAGCCUCUCAGCUUGCCAGCAUGGAUAAUGGACGUUAAAUGAUGAUAGAUUGGAGCCUGUUGUAGCCAUCUGGUUUCACCAGUCCUCAGUCAAAUCGUCCAACCCAUGCUAGCAUGGAAAGCGGAUGUUAAACGAACGAUGAUGAUAUAUAUAUAUAUAUACACACACACACAUGCACAUAGACAUAUAUUGGAAAGAGAACAAAAGCUACACUAUUUAUAAUGUUACAGGGCUGUAUUAUAAGCUAUUAUGGCCAUAAGUUCAAAUCUUACUAUAACCAUUGUAAUCUGCACUGAAGCAAAGGUACAUAAAGCCUAUUGCUUCAGUGUGUGUAGGUGGUGGAAAAUAGGGGUUUUUUUCUUAAUAGAAAGGGCAUCAUUAUUUUAGUAAGAAAAGAUAACAUACCAUCUAUACAAAUACAUAUAUCAGGUAUGUCCCUCCCAUGACUAAAUACUCAGGAUAGGCAGUAGGCAUUAAAUAAAGUAAAUUUUCAAAAGGUCUUUUAUGAGACAAUAUGUGAAAAUGUCUACUCUCAAAUAUAUAUAUGUUUACACACAUAAGUAUAUAAAAAGUUUGUAUUGUAUUUAAAAAUGUGUGCAAACACUAUUUUAUAAUCAAGAUGUUAGAUACAUAUUUGUGUAUGUAUAUAUAUAUAUAUAAUUUAUAAUAUAUUAUUACUGUUUUAUACAUUCACAUAAUAUGAUGUAUAUCUUGAAAAUUAGCUCAAUCGUUAGAAGCAAACAAGCAUGCAAUGUAACUCACACACAUGCACUCCUCACUCUGUAAUGAUACACCAAGCAGUUUUCAUCCUACAUUUUAUACCUUCUGCAACAUGUGGGACUAAUAAACUUUAUGCAUUAGUCUAUACAUUAUAGUUGAAGGGCAGUAGAUAUAGCUGUCUGACACCAAAAUUUAACCAUUUACUGAAUUGUACACUGAAUUCCAUGCAUUAAUUUAACAUUUUCAUAAUGAAUUAGAAAUCAUUUACCCUUUAUAUUAAAUAAUUAAUAUGUAUAGUUUCAGUCUGAAUAGGCAUUGCCUACCUUGCCUACCCAGAUGGUACACUCCUGCUACACACACACACACACACACAUAUAUAUAUAUAUUCCUUAACUUGAUGUAUGUCAGUAACAGUAUUUGGGAGACUAGUUCUGGUCUGCAUUGUUCUGGUUUCAAAUCAGUAUGAAGCAAAACAUUGAGAUUUGUUGGUGUGCAACGAGGAGAAGAAAUAUCUUAAUGUUUUGGUUCAGGCGCCUCCUUCAAAGAAUUGCAGUAUUCUUUCUUGUAAAGGCAAUGUGGUUGAGAAUAAAAUCAAAUGAAUUGAUUAAAUGAGAAUAAGCUAGACAAAGAAAAAUGCUGCAGUUUCAUGGAUGAAAGAUUGCUUGAUGUUGGAUAUUGAUGAUACUCCUCAUAGCAUGCUAACAUAUCAUUUAUUUUCUUUUAAAUACUGGUAUAUUGUUGUGGUUAUAUAGCUCCAGGUCAGUCCUGCUCUUGCAGACCGAUGAUCAAAGAUGUCUUUUAUUCAGACAUAGUGUAUCUCAACUUUUUUUUUUUUUUUUUUUUUUUUUUAAAAGAUGGUAGGGUGUAAUUUGAGGAAGAUUUGGCUGCUAUUUUCAGCAUGUUGAGUGACUAACUAUAAGAGGUUUCCUAAUUAGUUGGACAUACCUAUAUGUUUUUUUUUUGUCUAUAUGAUACUUAGGAGCCUCAAUAACAAAAGCCAAGCCCAGUAAUAAGCUGAAAAUGAGAGACUAAAAUUUUACUAUCAUCAAACCUUUUUUUUUCUUUCUUUUUUUUUUUUUUUAAACUUUUUCAAAAUUCCAAUUGUAGAAAUGGAACUUGUACAUUGUUCUGUGUUGGUGGUGUAGGGGUGGGUGGGGUAUACAACAAACACACACACACACACGCACAAAAAAAAAAAAAAGGAUCAGACAAGCUCAUCUUGCUAAAUCUAUGACUUGAACCUAAAGAUAUCUCAUUAACAAAGCUUUGGAAUUGUAGUUUUUCAUGGGCGGGUACAGGUUUGUUAAGCAUAAUUAUGUGUGAUUGUAUGUGUGUAUAAGAGUCUGUAUAUAUAUAAAUGCUAUGAUUGUAUAACAAAUAUUUAUUUGGCACUCUGCCAUCUCAUUCUCUUUGACUUGUUUACUUAUGUUAGUUAAAUCUUUAUAGCUCAGUUCUUUCCUUAUCUAUCAAUUUGUCUACCUCUUAUUCAUAUGUUUUAGUUACCUAAAAAUCUGUCAGUCUCCCAAGUUAUCUACAAAUACCCCUAUUUACUUCUAUUAAUCUACAUAUACCUUAUUUAUUUACCUAUGAAUCAACCUGUGUCUAAAGAAAGUAUAAGUGUGUGAAAUUGAGAAAUUUAUUUUCUUUUUCUUUUUUUGUUGUUGUUGUUGUUGUUGUUAAUGAAUUUGUUAAAUUUAUUCUAUUGUUAAUCAUAGCUCAUAAAACAAACCAAAUAAUUCACACAUACACACACCCUCACACAAACAAAUGAAAUGAAAUUAUCCUAUGAAAAUCUUACACAAUCAGAAUUUAUCAUUACAAUACAAGAACUUCAUAUUAUAAUCUUUAGGAUUUGGACUUGUGGACAUUUGUGCAAGGAUAUACCUGUAAUGGGACAGGCAUUUCGUGCCUUUGUCACUGUUGUUCAUCAUUGCUUUUACCAUCUUUUAGUAUUUGAGAAAGAGAAAAAAAAAUUCCUAUUUAUGAAACCAGA